Molecule: messenger RNA, 2820 nt
Organism: Myotis lucifugus (little brown bat)
Lineage: Eukaryota; Metazoa; Chordata; Mammalia; Chiroptera; Vespertilionidae
Product: zinc finger protein 154
Biological process (GO): regulation of transcription by RNA polymerase II
Molecular function (GO): DNA-binding transcription factor activity; RNA polymerase II cis-regulatory region sequence-specific DNA binding
Source: RefSeq, a predicted model, not a curated record
CGGCUCAGUCAGGACCCAGGUGCCGGGUCUAAAUUUCCGGGAGUCGUUCUCCGCGCGGAACAGACGCGGGUGUGAGGCUCGGCGACUCCGCGAGGGACCCUCUUCAGGGCGGGAGGGAACCGCCCCCUCGUCCGCCGCCCCUGCCCGCUCCGCCCGCUGAGCCCGAUGGCGGCGGCCGCGCCCAGGCGCCCGGCUGAGGGCUGGGUGACCUUUGAGGACGUGGCCGUGUUCUUCUCCUCGGAAGAGUGGGAGCUCCUUGAUGAGGCUCAGAGACGCCUGUACCACGAUGUGAUGCUGGAGAACUUGGCCCUGAUGGCCUCCCUGGGUUGUUGGCAUGGAGCCCAGAACGAGGAGGCCCUGUCUGAGCUCAGCAGUUCUUUACAAGGAGUCUCACAGGUCAAGACCUGCAAGGCAGGUGUGUCUCCCCCGGAGGCCCAUCCUUGUGAGCUGUGUGUUGUGGACGUGAGAGACAUUUUGCACUUCACUGGGCACCAUGGGCAGACACUGUACAGGACGGGGGCCUGUGAGGAACAGUUGGAUGUUAGUGCCAAACUUGAGCAUCAGAAGCAGUACAUGGGAGAGAUGUGCUUCAGAAGCCACAUGGACAGAGCCUCCUUUGGAAAGGACUGCAGAUUCUGUGUGUCCGGGCAGCCCGAUUCCUGUGAGGCGGUUGUGAGGGACUUCCUGGCCAGCUCAAGAUUCCUCCAGCAUCAGGCCGCACACACCAGGGAGAAGUCAAACAGGGGAACUGAGUGUGGAACAGCCUCUCAUAAGGAAAGAACUCUGUCUGACCCAGAAUACACUGAAGAUUUUAAUUGCAAACGCAAGCUUGUUCAAGACCAGAGAGUCCUCACCCAAGAAACAUGCCACGUGAGCAAUGAAUGUGGAAAAUCUUACAGCAAAAGCUAUAGUCUGAAUGACCACUGGAGAGUUCACACUGGGGAAAAGCCUUAUGAGUGUGGGGAAUGUGGGAAGUCCUUUAGGCAAAGCUCUAGCCUCAUUCAACACCGGAGAGUUCACGCCAGAGCGGAGCCUCACAAGUGUGAGUUGUGUGGAAAAUUAUUUAGCAACAAGUCCAACCUCAUUAAACAUCGAAGAGUUCACACUGGAGAAAGGCCUUAUGAGUGUGGGGAAUGUGGGAAGUCCUUUAGCCAAAGCUCUGCACUCCUUCAACACCGGAGUGUUCACACAGGGGAAAAGCCAUAUGAGUGCAGUGAAUGUGGGAAGUUCUUUACCUACAACUCCAGUCUCAUAAAACACCAGAGGGUUCACUCUGGGUCCAGGCCCUAUGCCUGCAGUGAAUGUGGAAAAUCCUUUACUCUAAAGUCUCGCCUGAUUGAUCACUCCAGAGUUCAUAGUGGAGAAAAGCCUUAUAAAUGCAGCGAAUGCGGGAAAUGUUUUAGCCAAAGCUCUGUGCUUCUUGAGCAUCAGAGAAUUCACACUGGAGAAAGGCCUUAUGAGUGCAGUGAAUGUGGGAAAUUCUUUACUCACAAUUCUAGUUUCUUAAAACACCAGAGAGUUCACACCGGGGAAAGGCCUUAUGAGUGCAAUGAAUGUGGGAAAUGCUUUACUUACAGCUAUACACUCAUCAAACACAGGAGAAUUCACACGGGAGAAAGGCCUUAUGAGUGUAGCCAAUGUGGGAAAUCUUUUAGCCAAAGCUCUGCACUUUUUCAGCAUCAGAGAGUUCACACAGGGGAAAGGCCUUAUGAGUGCAGUGAAUGUGGAAAAUUCUUUACUUACAGCUCCAGUCUCAUCAAACACAUAAGAAUUCACACUGGAGAAAGGCCUUAUGAGUGUAGCCAAUGUGGGAAAUCUUUCAGCCAAAGCUCUGCCCUUUUUCAGCAUCAGAGAAUUCACACUGGAGAAAGGCCUUAUGCGUGCAGUGAAUGUGGAAAAUGCUUUACUUACAGCUCUAGUCUCUUAAAACACAGAGUUCACACCAGAGAAAGGCCUUAUGAGUGUGGUGAAUGUGGGAUAUCUUUUAGGCAUAGUUCGAACCUCAUUAAACAUCAAAGAUUUGCCCUAGCUGGUUUGGCUCAGUGGAUAGAGUUUCGGCCAGUGGACUGAAGUGUCCCAGGUUAAUUCUGGUCAGGGGCACGUCUGAGUUGCAGGCUUGAUCCCUACUAGGGUGUUGCAGGAGGCAGCCAAUAAAUAAUUCUCAUCAUUGAUGUUUCUCUCUGUUCCUCUCUGGAAUCAAUUUAAAAAAAAUAAAGAUUUCACACUGCAUAAAGGCCUUGUGAAUAUUGCAUGUGGAAAAUAAUUUUACCUUCAACUCCAGGCACCUCCAGGUCUUAUUGCUUAAGCUACUGUUAAUAUUGAGGUUCUAGUCACUGUUUUGGGCCCUUUGAAGUUGACCUGUUUGCUAGUAUGAAGAGUUCAGCAUUGGUUGGGAUCCUAAACUUUGUGUGCCUCAGAGGGCAUAGUGUGAUGGCAGAAUAUACGUCUUCAGUUUUGGCCCAGUUUGCGUUGCUGCUCAUAGCCUUUAGGAAAGACAGCGGAGCUUUGUGGCCCUAUAUUGUAGCUUCGAGCCAUGAUUUGGGGGUUCUGAGUUCAACCUGAGAAGGGGGUCCUUGUGACAACCUUCAUGCUUCUGAGAGCAACAUAAACUUGUUCUCUUCACAGGGCCUCCUGUCUCAUCCUCAGCACUGGUGAGGGACCGUCUGUCCCUGCAGGUCCUGCAGUGGAGCUGUGGGCCCUGAGGUCCUGACUUCUGUAGGUACCAUCGCUGGUUUUAAGAUGACAGGGGCCAUGAGAAGGAUCAUUGUUGCAGAAACACUGGAUUCAGAGAGAAUGGAGGCGACUGCCACAAGUGGUUAG